Molecule: messenger RNA, 721 nt
Organism: Terrapene triunguis (Three-toed box turtle)
Lineage: Eukaryota; Metazoa; Chordata; Testudines; Emydidae
Product: zinc finger protein 70-like
Exons: 1
Source: RefSeq, a predicted model, not a curated record
UGUGAGUGUGGGAAAAGCUUCACUCAGAGAUCAACCCUUAUUCACCAUCAGAGAAUCCACACGGGGGAGAGACCCUACAAAUGCUGUGAGUGUGGAAAAAACUUCACUAACAGCUCAGCCCUUAUUACACAUCAGAGAAUUCACACAGGAGAGAGGCCCUAUAAAUGCAGUGAGUGCAGGAAAAUCUUCACUAACAGCUCAGCCCUUAUUAAGCAUCAGAGAAUCCACACGGGGGAGAGACCCUAUGAAUGCUGUGAGUGUGGGAAAAGCUUCACUCAGAGCUCAGACCUUCUUAUACAUAAGAGAAUCCACACAGGAGAAAGACCCUAUAAAUGCAGUGACUGUGGGAAAAGCUUCACGAAGAGAUCAGUCCUUAUUGCGCAUCAGAGAAUCCACAUGGGGGAGAGACCCUAUGAAUGCUGUGAGUGUGGGAAAAGCUUCACUCAGAGCUCUGACCUUAUUAUACAUGAAAGAAUCCACACAGGAGAAAGACCCUAUAAAUGCAGCGAGUGCAGGAAAAGCUUCACUAAGAGCUCAGUUCUUAUUGCACAUCAGAGGAUCCACAUGGGGGAGAGAUUCCAUGAAAGCUGUGAGUGUGGGAAAAGCUUCACUGAUCGAUCAGCCCUUAUUAGACAUCAGAGAAUCCACAAAAGAGAUCAACCCUAUGAAUGCUGUAAAAAGCAACAGAGGGUCCUGUGGCACCUUUAAGACUAACAGAAGU